AUGACGCUAUCUCGUGAUCCGGAAUUCCAAAAUUUGGUGGCCCAUGUGAAGGCGAACGAAGAGGGAAAACUGAAGAUAAGCGAAGAAUUUGAGAAGGAUCCGAAGCGUUUUGAGACCUUCAGUCGCCUACUGACGACCCCUGAUGGCGCAAUUCUCUUCGAUUUCUCGAAACAUCGCAUUACUGUGAAGACCCUGGAACUUCUGUUGAAAGUGGCUGAAUCGCGCAAAGUGACUGCUAUGCGCGACGCCAUGUUCAAUGGAGAAAGAAUCAACUUUACUGAAGAUCGUGCAGUGCUCCACAUCGCCCUCCGGAACCGGGAAAAUCGCCCAAUCAUGGUCGAUGGGAAGGAUGUGAUGCCUGCCGUGAAAGCGGUUCUCGCCCACAUGUCGGAAUUUUGUGAGCAGAUCAUCUCUGGACAAUGGCUCGGCUACACUGGAAAGAAAAUUACCGACGUGGUGAACAUUGGAAUUGGCGGCUCUGAUUUGGGCCCACUCAUGGUGACCGAGGCCUUGAAGCAUUAUCAGGUUGGGCCCAACGUGCAUUUCGUCAGCAACAUCGAUGGGACCCACAUUGCUGAGGUGCUGAAGAAAUUGGAUCCCCGAAACGACCCUUUUCAUCAUCGCUUCGAAGACCUUCACCACGCAGGAAACUAUCACGAAUGC
This is a messenger RNA of Mesorhabditis spiculigera, 663 nucleotides long. NCBI's taxonomy places the organism in Eukaryota, Metazoa, Nematoda, Chromadorea, Rhabditida, Rhabditidae. The record is from the annotation of a GenBank genome assembly.